Molecule: messenger RNA, 258 nt
Organism: Penicillium manginii
Lineage: Eukaryota; Fungi; Ascomycota; Eurotiomycetes; Eurotiales; Aspergillaceae
Exons: 2
Coding region: 1-258 (85 amino acids)
Source: RefSeq, a predicted model, not a curated record
AUGUCCCCCAAGAACACUCCAGAUCCCAAGACCCUCGGUCGGUCCUCAGGGUCUAUAAAUGCUCCCAUUGCAGCAUUCGCCAUGGCCCUGAUCCUAGGCUCUUACUGCAUCUCAUCUAUUCGCACUGCACGACGCGAGACCCAGGGGCAGUCAACCACGACACCAGACGCGCCCACGCGACGGUCGUUGGGUGGGAAGGACUCGUGGGUUCAGCAAGCGCUGGAGGAAAGCCAAACGGGCAAGGGAGGGAAGGCGUGA